This is a messenger RNA of Amphiprion ocellaris (clown anemonefish), 4071 nucleotides long. Its product is annotated as NACHT, LRR and PYD domains-containing protein 3-like. The record is from RefSeq and is a predicted model, not a curated record. Gene Ontology annotation, molecular function: protein binding. The transcript is spliced from 10 exons. Bases 282 to 3578 code for a protein of 1098 amino acids. NCBI's taxonomy places the organism in Eukaryota, Metazoa, Chordata, Actinopteri, Pomacentridae.
CCUGCUGCUUCCUCAUAGGUGGAGUCCUGACUGGUUCCAGGAAACAGAUCACCUGUCUGAGUGUCCAUAUCACAAGGAUGGGUGUGAAGCUAACUGCUAGGCUAGCGCUCACAGUUAGCCUCCCUUAUCAGUCUGAACGUGGCCUUUGAGCACACCAGCUCGUGAUUUUUUUUUUCGUCAAACAGAGUCGUAACCUGAUGGCCAGAAAAUAAAAGUGAUCCAGAGAACAGACCUGGUCCUGAGAAUCACUUUAUUUCACAAGACACAACACAGGACACACGAUGACGUCAGAGGUGCUCUUGAACAUCCUCGAUGAUCUGAAUGAUGACCAGCUGUCUACAUUCCAGUGGUUCCUGCAGCAGCCCAACAAUGUUCAAGGCCUCCCAGCCAUCACAAAGAGCCGACUACAGACACUAGACAGGUGUAAAACUGUGGAUGUGAUGGUGGAGACUUAUGGACUUCAGAGAGCUGUGCAGGUGACCGGGGUGGUUUUAGAGAAGAUCUCCAGGAAUGAUCUGCUGCAGAGGUUGGCUGCCAGCAGCUCAGGACCAGAAGUUCAUGUCAGUGAUGCUGGGGAGACUUCAGAGAACAGAGAACCUUCCUCCUCUCAGACUCAGCCUCCUCUUCCUCAGACUGAAGAUGAGACUGUUCCGGUAUCAGAACCACGUCCCAUCAGAUAUUACCAACAGAAGCUUCAAUCAAACUUCCAGCACACGUUUAAGGUUACAACAGAGGGGUGGGCAGUAGAUGAGGAGCGUCUGGUUGAUAUCUACACAGAGCUGUACAUCACAGCUGGCCGGGACGUGCACGUCAACACACAGCAUGAGGUCCUACAGAUUGACAAGGUGUGGAAGCCAUCAGACACAGAGACACAGAUCCAACCCAGAGACAUUUUCAAGCAUCCUUCUGGAAAAGACAUACCCAUCAGAACAGUGCUGACCAAUGGGAUUGCAGGGAUUGGAAAAACAUUCCUCGUGCACAAGUUCGUGUUGGACUGGGCCGAAGAAAGAACCAAUCAAGACGUGCAUCUUAUUUUCCCAUUCACUUUCCGUGCCCUGAAUUCACUGCAGGGAAAAGAGUUUGGUUUGGCAGAGCUCAUUCAUUUCUGUAUCCCAGAAACUAAAGACGUCACAGUGGAGGCUCUGAAUUACAUCUUUACAGCUCUGCAGUCAUCAGGAAACAGCAGCUACAAGAACAGCAGAUACAAACUGCUGUUUGUGUUUGAUGGACUGGAUGAGAAUCGCCUUCAUCUGGACUUUGAUGUCAACAACAUUCACUUCGUGGACGUAACAAAGUCAACGAAAAUAGAAGUCCUGCUGACGGAACUUAUCAGUGGAAAACUCCUGCGCUCAGCUCACCUCUGGAUAACCACACGACCUGCAGCAGCCAAUCAGAUCCCUCAAAACCUCAUCAACACUACAACAGAGGUCAGAGGGUUCACCGACCCACAGAAGGAGGAGUACUUCAGGAAGAGAUUCAAGGAGCAGACCAGCAGCAUCAUCUCCCACAUGAAGACGUCACGAAGCCUCCACAUCAUGUGCCACAUCCCAGUGUUCUGCUGGAUCACUGCUACAGUUCUGGAGGAGCUGCUGGAAACCAGAGAGGGAGGAGAUCUGCCCAGAACCCUGACUGAGAUGUACACAGAGUUUCUAAGAUUUCAGAUUGAUCACACAAAAGAAAAGUACGGUCCAGAGAAGUGCAUUCAGUACAUUAAGUCAUUAGCUAAACUGGCUUUUGAACAGCUGCAGAAGGGCAACCUGAUCUUCUAUGAGAAAGAUCUGAGAGAGAGUGGCAUCGAUGUGAGUGAAGCCUCAGUGUGCUCAGGAGUGUUCACAGAGAUCUUCAAAGCAGAGCGAAGACGGAAACAGGAUGACAAGACGUUCAGCUUCGUCCAUCUGAGUGUUCAGGAAUUUCUGGCUGCUCUUCAUGUCCAUCUGACCUUCAUCAACUCUGGAAUCAACCUGCUGGAAAAAGAACAAACUACCUUCAAGAAGCUGAAAGUAUUUCUAAAGAAACCUGAACUAAAACAUCUCCACCAGAGAGCUGUGGACAAGGCCUUACAGAGUCCAAACGGACACCUGGACUUGUUCCUGCGCUUCCUCCUAGGUCUGUCACUGCCGACCAAUCAGAAUCUCCUACCAGGCCUGCUGACACAGACAAGAAGUAGCUCACAGACCAAUCAGAAAACAGUGGAGUACAUCAAGGAGAAGAUCGGUGAGAAUGUGUCUGUAGAGAGAAGCAUCAAUCUGUUCCACUGUCUGAAUGAACUGAACGAUGUUUCUCUCGUGGAGAAGAUCCAACAGUCCCUGAGAUCAGGACGUCUGUCCACAGAUAAACUGUCUCCUGCUCAGUGGUCAGCUCUGGGCUUCAUCUUACUGUCAUCAGAAGAACAUCUGGACAUGUUUGACCUGAAGAAAUACUCUGCUUCAGAGGAGGCUCUUCUGAGGCUGCUGCCAGUGGUCAAAGCCUCCAAGAAAGUUGUACUGAGUGGCUGUAAUGUGUCAGAGAGAAGCUGUGGAGCUCUGUCCUCAGUCCUCUGCUCCCAGUCCUCCAGUGUGACAGAGCUGGACCUGACUAACAACAACCUGCAGGAUUCAGGAGUGGAGAGUCUUUCUGCUGGACUGAAGAGUCCACACUGUAAACUGGAAGCUCUCAGACUUAAUAACUGUAAUCUGUCAGAGAGAAGCUGUGGAGCUCUGUCCUCAGUCCUCAGCUCCCAGUCCUCCAGUGUGACAGAGCUGGACCUGACUAACAACAACCUGCAGGAUUCAGGAGUGGAGAGUCUUUCUGCUGGACUGGAGAGUCCACACUGUAAACUGGAAGCUCUCAGGCUGUCAGGCUGUCUGGUCACAGAGGAAGGCUGUGCUUCUCUGGCCUCAGCUCUGAGCUUCAAGACCUCAAAUCUGAGAGAGCUGGACCUGAGCUACAACCAUCCAGGAGACUCAGGAGAGAAGAUGCUGAGGGCUAAAGUGGAGGAUCCAGACUGUAGACUGGAAACUCUCAGGGUGACGCCUGCUGGAGUCCGAUGGUUGACACCAGGUCUGAGGAAGUAUUCCUGUCAACUCACAGUCGACACAAACACAGUCAGCAGAAACCUCAAACUGUCUGACAACAACAGGAAGGUGACACAUGUGGAGGAGGUUCAGUUGUAUCCUGAUCAUCCAGACAGAUUUGACUACUGGUGGCAGCUGCUGUGUACAAGUGGUCUGACUGGUUGCUGUUACUGGGAGGUCGAGUGGAGAGGAGAGGUUCAUAUAUCAGUGAGUUACAGAGGAAUCAGAAGGAUAGGAGACAGUAAAGACUGUCUGUUUGGACAUAAUGACCAGUCCUGGAGUCUGUGGUGCUCUGAUCGUCAUGGUUACUCUGUCAAUCACAAUAAGAGUCAAACAUUCAUUGAUUCCUCCUCAGUCUGUCACAGAGUUUCAGUUUAUGUGGACGUUCCUGCUGGAACUCUGUCCUUCUACAGAGUCUCCUCUGACUCUCUGAUCCACCUCCACACCUUCAACACCACAUUCACUCAACCUCUCUAUCCUGGAUUUGGGUUCUACUUCUCUGGUUCCUCAGUGUUUCUGUGCUGAGUUCAGUCUCCAGAGUCUCCUCCUGGUAGAGAAACAGUGUUGAACAGAUAGUCGAGUCUCUCCAUGACUCUGUCCCUCAGAAACAUGUUUUCACAUUCAUGGAUUAAAUGUGUUUCUUUGUGAAAUCCUUCUAAAUGAUUCCUUGUAAACUUGUUCCUCUUCAAAGAUGGAAGUUGUGAUUAUUCCAGGAGCCAAAUGUGGUGUUUGCGUCUUUUUCCAGUCAAAUGUUGAGAGUGAAAAUCAGGAUGUGGUGUUCCUCUGAUGCUCACUUGAACUAAAAGCAUUUGAGCUGCACAAAGUGUGAAAUGAGAGAGGAAGCAGUGAAUCUACAAACUGCUGACAGACUUUCACACAUUAUUGUCCAGAGAAAAUCAGGUUUUUGUGCAGCCAGACUUGAUCCUGAUUUGAGUGUUUCAGUCCUGUUCUAGUGAUGAAAUGAGAACUUCCUUCAUCUUGUGUGUGAUGGAGAAGAAUAAAGGGCUGUGGCUAAAAA